Messenger RNA from Xylona heveae TC161, 6706 nucleotides. RefSeq names its product nonribosomal peptide synthase GliP2. Lineage: Eukaryota; Fungi; Ascomycota; Xylonomycetes; Xylonales; Xylonaceae. Gene Ontology annotation, cellular component: cytoplasm. Gene Ontology annotation, molecular function: phosphopantetheine binding; catalytic activity. The transcript is spliced from 7 exons. The record is from RefSeq and is a predicted model, not a curated record. Bases 176 to 6496 code for a protein of 2106 amino acids. Gene Ontology annotation, biological process: secondary metabolite biosynthetic process; amino acid activation for nonribosomal peptide biosynthetic process.
GAAAUCACUCAUGCAGGCGCCUCCGAAGCUGAGAAGCGUGGAUCAACACCAAUGCUUGAGCUUCAUAUUAAUUUGGCCAUGGGCGAUUUGUUCAAUCUUCUUUGGUUUUGUCUAGAGCACCUUUUGAAGAUUGAUAGUUCGGCUGGAAAUUGCACGAGCAGCAAGAGCAGGUGUCAUGUCUCCGUUCUCGGCGAAUAGUGAGGGCGUUGUCGAGCCGCACAUUCAACCAAAAGGACAAACUCACCAGUACAACACGUUGAUAGACCUUUUUCAUCAUAGCGUCACAACGAACCCGAGAGGUAUUGCUCUUGAUGACUGGACCAAAGAGCCUCCAUCUCGGAAGCAAUUGACAUAUGGCGAACUCGAUGUGGCGUCAACCAACCUAUGCCAGCAUUUACGAGAGCGUGGGGUUGGACCAGGCAGCAUCAUUCCAAUUUUAUCCACGCGGUGUUUUGGAAUGGCCAUUGCAACCCUGGCAGUUUUGAAAGCGCGCGCAUGUUACGUCCCAGUCGAUUUGAGUUCAUGGGCAAAAGAUCGCAUCGAAAAGACCUUGUCAAUUGUAGACUUCCAGAUCCUUAUAUCGACUGAUGAGAGCUCACUGGACGUAUACCCAGAAUGUGGUGUUUUACUCGAGCCCAAUUCGACUACCUUUGCCAUGAAAAGCUUGGGUGAAGAAACUGUUGAUCAUUCUUCAUGUCUCCAGCCACUUUGGGGAAAUGGCACCGACUUGGCGUACAUUAUCUUCACGUCAGGCACAACUGGGACUCCAAAAGGCGUUAUGGUUUCUCAAGAGUCGAUCACGGCAUAUGUGCAAGAAGGCAGCCCCGGACCGCCUUUUAAUCUCGACGUUGACAUCUCGAGCAGAGUACUUCUUAUAUGCUCUAUUGCUUUUGACGCUUGUGUUGCCAUUAUGUUUAGUACUCUUUGCAACGGGGGUACACUGGUCUUAGCAGAUCCACCUACCUUGGCGGCGGCUUCGGAUGCGUGCUCCAUCUUAAUUUUAACGCCUAGCAUACUUGCAACGCUCAAUCCUGCGAAUAAGUACCAGUCAGUACGAGCUAUCUUUUUGGGUGGUGAGAGCCCAACCUCAACUUUGGUUUCUGCAUGGGCGAGCGCGAAUAGACGGAUUUAUAAUGGAUAUGGCCCAACGGAAGCGACCUGUGGUGCACUCAUGGCGGAGUUAAAGCCCGAUCAUCCCAUCACGGUUGGGAAACCAAUCUCAUUCGCCGACAUUAGACUCAUUGAUCCAUCAACUUUAGAAGAAUCGGAAGAAGGCGAAUUGUAUAUUGGAGGCAUAGGAGUUGCGGUAGGUUACUACCGCAACCCGGAGCUCACAGGAAAGUCGUUCGUCACUCGCAAUGGAACUCGGUAUUACAAGACUGGAGACUACGCCAAAACAACUCCGGAAGGCAUCGUUCUCUGCGGAAGACGAGACUAUUUCGUUAAAAAUCGUGGAUUUUUAAUCAAUCUCGAAGGCGACGUCGAACCGGCCAUGGCCAGUUUCCCCGGGGUCCAAGCUGCCAUUGCUCUACAAUAUAAGGGACGCCUUCAUGGAUUCGUGACUCCUGCAAAAGCUAAAAUGCAUUUGAGGGAGUAUCUCGGGCAACAUUUCAGCAAUUUUCUGAUUCCCGACGUCUUUCACGGCAUGGAUUCAUUCCCUAAUACAUCUAAUGGAAAAGUAGACCGUCGAGCACUUCUCGCAUUACUAGAAGAGGCAAAUCAUGCUCUAGAGCCCCUCGACUUUAACGAGACCCUUACACCGCGGGAUGCGGUGCGAAGAGCAUUUUCAGGAGCCCUUGGGGUUCCGGAAAAGCAAAUCUUUGAUUCUUCCUCUUUUAUUGACUUAGGCGGUCAUUCUCUGGCAGCAGUCAUGGUUGUUUCCAACCUUCAGAAACUUUCAUAUUCAGUUGAGGUGUCACGCGUUCUUCAACUGGACAAUGUUGCAACUUUGGCCUUAUCAUUGAAACCAUUUGACACUACAGCUGGCGCGGAUUCCGAUUGGCUUUAUGAAGCUUCCUACAAUUUCAAGCAAGGCAUUGAGCCUUCGCUGCUGAAAGACGUGGAAGUGGAGACAGUGGCUCCCAUGACAGAUAUCCAGACCCGAAUGAUUAGAGCAUCAAUUGAAAAUCCGGGUCACAACUUUAUAAAAGCGGCAAUGACAUUUGAACACGAUGUGGAGAGCAUAUCCGAAACCUUACGGUAUAUCUGGACAAAUGCGCUUCAACCCCAUAGCAUUUUCCGUACCUCUUUCCUGCUAUCGUCCGGAAAAGGUGUACAAAUAGUGCACAAAAGUUUUACAAUGAGGUGGGAAGAAAUUGAGGUGUCUGAAGAUGACUGGCCGGUAUCAUGCAAAGAGUCAGAGUCGCUAGAGGCUGCUCACUCGAAAGUCUUCAAUGAGCAAGAUAUAUUGACCCUGUUCCAUUUCAAAUUACUCGUCGUGCGUCACCGAAAAACAAGACUCAUUUGGACAAUACAUCACAGUCUCAUUGACGGAUACUCUGUCGCCGGAGUAUUCUCUGGGGUACGUGCGGUAGCCAAUGGGGAGAACUUGUCGGAGGUGCCGCAUUUCGCUGAGGCAGCCUUUCAUUUGCAACACAUAGAGCAUCAAAUGGCAGAAGCAGCAGAAAGGUUUUGGGCUGACACGCUGAAGGAUUUCAGUGCGGAUUGCCGAUUGAGAAUUUCACCGCCAGCAAAUUCUCAGGCAUCGAGCCAGGGAGGUCAGAAAUUUACACUACGCGCAACGCUGUCUGGACUUGAUCAAUGCGCUCGAAAGCAUCGAGUAACUGCUGCAACCAUCUUAUACGCUGCUUGGGGCACUCUCCUGUCGCGUUAUACGAGGUCAGAGCGAGUGACUUUUGGAGCGGUUCUCUCUGGAAGAAACCUUCCCAUACCAUUAAUAGACCAAAUCGUGGGACCCUUUAUCAAUACGUUACCGUUCCCUAUUCAUGUAGACGAUGAAAUAUCGAUCUAUGAUAUUCUUCACCAAACAUUCGAAACGCUUUGUGGAAUGUUUGAUCACCAAUGGUCCUCUAACAGUCUAAUCCAAAAAGCGACAGGGACUAGAGGCACUGACUUUUUCGAGACGGUAUUCGCACUUCAAUUUGAUCUACCCAGCACACUUGGCGAUUGGACACAAUUACGGGCACCAAUUGCCUUAACAUUUGAAGAAAGUACAGAAGCGCCGUUAACUGUCCUAGUGGAAGAGGCUAGCGGAAACAUUGUCCUCAGGUGUCUGUACAAGCGCUCCUACUUCAGUGCGGGAAUCAUGAAGCAAAUGAUGUCACAGUUUGACACCAUAUUGGAGACCUUCAUGCGAUCAGAUCCAGACGAUUUUCUGGGAGAGGUGUCUUCGGAUAUUGUGGACAGGUCAUACCUUGCAACGCAUUUCAAUGGCAUUGACCGCAGUAACGAACCCUAUAACGGACCAAGAACGCUCAAAGCAGCUUUCAGCCGCUCUGUCAAUGCACACUUUUAUCUUCCCGCAGUAGAGUGGAGGGCAUCAAUACUCUCAUAUGGAGAACUCGACGAACGAACGAAUGCCUUAGCUUCCUCGCUGGCGCCUCACAUCGCCGCUGGCGACAUAGUUUGCAUAUUGAGCGAUGGAUCUAUAGAAUGGCUUUGUGCAAUCUUAGCAGUAAUCAAACUUGGUGCAGCAUACUGCCCGAUUGAUCAAAGCCUCCCUCAGGAGCGGCAAAAACUGAUAGUGUCCGCCUCUAAGUGUGCUUGCAUUAUUUAUCCGAGCGAUUCAUUCGAAGAUACUUGCAAGUCGUUUGAAGGCAAGGCAUGUUUUAACGUGCAGUCGUGCUUGCUAGAUGCAGAAAACGAAAGGGAUUUCUCAGAACGGGAAUCUUCUCCUGAAGACCGCGUUUGUUUGAUCUUUACCUCCGGUAGCACUGGCGUUCCCAAAGGUGUUCAGCUGCAAAACAUUGGAAUUCUGUCAUUACUCGAUCAUGAGCCAGCUCGGUUACACUCCAAACCCGGUCAAAGAAAUGCUCAACUCCUUUCUCUUGGGUUUGACUGCUGUGUGAAUGAAAUAUUUUCUACCUUAUGUUUCGGAGCUACACUUGUACUGAAAGAUCUCCGCGAUCCGCUUGCUCAUUUAACUCAGGUUGAUGCAACUAUGGCCACUCCAUCACUUCUCUCUGUGUUGGACCCACUCCAUUAUACCAACUUGAAGAUUGUCACCCUAGCUGGAGAAGCCGUCCCUCAGAGUCUGGUAGAUAGAUGGGGCCAUGGAAGAGUUCUGCAGAAUGGCUAUGGACCAGCAGAAUGUACUCUCUUGUGUCUAGUCGGCGAGCUGAAACCUGGUCAAAAGGUAUCUAUUGGGCGACCUGUGCCUCGAUCAGUCUGCUACAUUCUAGAUCAGCGGCUACGACUCGUCCCCAUUGGUGUAAGCGGCGAGGUUUUUAUAUCCGGAGUCCAGGUAACGCCUGGAUACUUUGAUUCCAAUGAACCUUCUGGAAAGAACUUCCUGCCAGAUCCAUGGCACGAUGGCUGGCAAAUGUAUCGAACUGGAGACAUUGGACGAUGGCUAGAGACCGGAGAGGUUGAGUACGUCGGCAGAGAAGAUAACCAGAUCAAGCUUCGAGGGUACAGGAUAGACCUUGGUGACAUCGAAGCUAAUGUAUGCGCCAUUUUGCCGGAUAUUCGAAGCACCGCGGCGCUCAUUAUUGACGGCAAUUUGGUAAUCUUCGUAUCUGCAGAGGGUCUUGACACUUUUAGCGCUCAAAGGCGACUUCAAGAGAUUCUUCCUCACUUUUGUCGGCCAUUUCGGGUCAUAGCCUUGGAACAGUUUCCAACUUCUUCGAAUCAGAAGAUUGACCGAAAAGCUCUCAGUAUGCUUCCCGCCAGCCGCAUUGCCCCCGUUGAUCCUAUAGAGACCGAGACGGAACGGGUCGUAUCUGAGGUGUGGAAACAGGUUUUGGGAAAGACCAGUUCAUUCGAGAUAGGAGCGCAGGAUAAUUUCUUCGAUCUGGGGGGACACUCGCUCCUGCAAAUCCAACUUGCUAAGAAGCUCUCAGAUGCGUUUGGCGUGCACAUAUCCCUUAGGGAUAUCAUUCAGCAUCAGAUCCUCCGAGACCUAUGCAAGGAUCUUGACGUGAUCAUAUCGAAGGAGUCCGGUUCUAAACCAAUGUCAUUCUUGUCCAGCUCUCCCGUUGAGAAGGCGGAGUUAAUGCCCUUGUCUUAUCUGGAGAAAGAUCUUUUUACUGAAAUUAUGGGCGUAAAAGAGACUACAGCGUUUAAUAUGCCGUUCGUUGCGCACAUCAAGGGAAAUAUUGAUAUUUGUGUUCUCAGCCAGGCCGUCAAAGAGGUUCUUCUUUGCAACUCUAUACUGCGGGCAAGAUAUACGUUAGUUGAUGGAUUGCCCUGUCGUUCGAUCGCAUCCAGAGUACAAAAUCCGACUAUCAUCUCUGGCAAGCAUCCGAGCAAUUUCAUUCAGCAAGAGAUUGACAGGCCUUUCAGCCUGGCAGAGGAAAGUCCGGUUCGAGUUUGCUUGCUUUCAGACCGUCCUUCUUCCAGUUUGCUUGUUAUCACAAUGGCUCAUAUUAUCGGAGAUGCCACCUCGCUUGGGAUAUUUCUCAGACAGAUCUCAAAACAGUAUUCACAUUUAGUCGGCUGCAAUGGUUUAUUCGACUCGUCCACAGCAGAUAACUUGCGGUCAGACCAACAGGCGCUAAAUUACCAAGAUUGGGCCUGCUGGGCAAGGGACCAAUUGCCUAAUCCUUCAUCAGAGCAAUUCUGGAGAAGUUAUCUGGCAGACUUGCCUCCUCCUCUUGGUCUUGUAACCCAUGAAAGACCCCGCAAGUAUCGCGGAAUGUCCCGCAGGUGGAGUUUACGUCCAUCCCUCUCUAGGCAACUCAAGCAGUUUGCUUCUGAAGCCGGAGUAACACAGCAUCAGCUCAUGCUUGCCGUGAUUGCCCUUGUCGUACGGAAUCAUUGGACGGGAAAGAACGACGUCAUUCUCGGAGCUCCUUUCGCCGAUCGCAUUGAACCCGGCACUGAAGAGAUGCUUGGCCUCUUCCUCGAUCGAGUGCCAAUUCGCGUCAAGACAGACAUAGGUCAUAAUGCAUCGGCCUUUACUCUACUCGAUCAAACGAGAGAGAGUAGUCAAGCUGCCAUUGCCAACUUCAUGCCUUUCCAUCAUAUUCGCAGGCUCCUCGACGAUUAUGCUACAGCAUCAGACUCUGCUUCUCUCAUCGAGGUCAUGGUGACGUACCAUACUGUCGAUGAGGCGGUUGAUGAGGCGCUGCAAUUUCCGGAUGUCAGCAUUGAGCGCAUCCACGCACAUGCGCGGGGUUCGAAAUUUCCUUUGAUGUUUGAGUUUACAGAGUCCAACUCUGAGAUUGCCAUCGAUAUCGAGUAUGAUAUGGAUUCACUCGGAGACGACAAGAUGGAUGCAAUCGAAUCCACACUCGCGGUAGUAUUAGAGCUGGUCGCACAAAGGAAGAAGAUGGGUGAAAUUUUUUCUGUUUUGAGUAUCGCUCAAAGUGUCUAGUUUUGCUUGCCUUUAUUAGAAGUCAUGAAAAUCAUGGCCCCACUGAUGUUGUAAAUUCCUGUAGUAUCCAGGAAGACUUGGUAGAUGUUUGCGAUAGAUAUCCGUCACGAGAUAGCAAAAUUGUUAGAUAGAUUGCCUGGGCAUUUAAUUUUUAUGUUGCGAAGAUGAUGCGACUGUGGCUUAUCAAGACAUUUUUGUUUCCAUUCCCGC